GGACUGGCCUUGAAGUUGUGUUCUUUGUGCCUCAGCCUCCGGAGUUGUUGGGAUUACAGGUGUGCACCACUGCCCCUGACCAAUUCUUAGGACAUCAAGCUCCACAGGUGUGGGAGGAACUGAGGAAAGGGACCUGGAGUGGGCCCAGCUGCAAGAGGCAUCCCCCACAGUGAAGGAUGCUUGCGGAGCCAGUCCCGACUCCACAGGAGCAAGAGCAGCUCGGAGCUGUCAAGCUGGAGGAGGAGGAGGCCACUGGCCAGGAGGCUACAAGGAGGCCAGUGGCCAGGCCUCGGCCUGAGGUGGCCCACCAGCUCUUCAGAUGCUUCCAGUAUCAGGAAGACAUGGGGCCACGUGGGUCCCUGAGCCGGCUACGGGAACUCUGCCACCAUUGGCUGCAGCCAUCUCUUCACACCAAGAAACAGAUCCUUGAGCUGUUGGUGUUGGAGCAGUUCCUGAGUGUGCUGCCCCCACACCUGCUGGGCCGCCUGCAGGGUCAGCAGCUCAGGGAUGGAGAGGAGGUGGUGCUACUGCUGGAGGGCGUGCCCAGGGAUGUCAGCCACGUGGGGCCACUGGAUUUUAGUUUCAAUACUGGCAAGAAUGGAUCCCGUGCAGCCACCAACUUGGAGGAACAGGGGGGCCCUUCUCAGGUCCCCAGCCACAGCCCCAAAAAGGAACUGCCCUCAGAAGAACCUCCAGCUCUGUGUCCAUCAAAUGAAUUGCCCCCAUUCCAGCCAGAGCCUCCUGGUCCAGCUGAGCCUGGAGAGUGGAAACCUGCUCUAGAUUCAAGCCAGUCACUGAGCCCGGGGCCCCAGAGGACACUCCAGCCCCUGCAAGAUAACAUCCCACAGGGUGCCUUGUGUCAGGAGGAGAAUGCCCAAGAUCAGGAGCUGGCAGCUGUGCUGGAAUCCCUGACCUUCGAGGAUGUCCCAGUGAAGAAGGCCUUGCCCAAGCAUCUUGUGGGAUUUGGGAGCAGAACCCCGGACAAGGAGGAAUUUAAACCAGAAGAGCCCAAUGGGGCUGCCUGGUCCUCUACCAUCUCAGCAGAGUCACAAGCAGACAGCUUGGGGGUGGCUGGAGAACCUCUUACCCAGACGCUGGGGCCAGGCCCUGAGACCAGCAGUACUGGUGGAGGAGGGUCCCCUCCUGGCAGCACUGAAGUUUUGGAGGUCGCAGUGGGCGAGGACAACCCUAGAUCAGAGGAAGAAUUGCACUUCAUAUGCGCCGAGUGUGGCGCGAGCUUCCGGCAGUUGUCCCGCCUGAAGGCACACCAGGUGCGUUCUCACCCGGUUUCGCGUUCCUUCCAGUGCCUCUGCUGCGGAAAGAGCUUUGGCCGCAGCUCCAUCCUCAAGCUGCACAUGCGCACGCACACUGACGAACGGCCGCAUGCCUGCCACCUCUGCAACCACCGCUUCCGCCAGAGCUCCCACCUGGCCAAGCACCUGCUCACGCACUCUUCUGAGCCUGCCUUCCUGUGUGCUGAGUGUGGCCAGGGUUUCCAGCGUCGUUCCAACCUCGUGCAGCACCUGCUGGCGCACACCCAGGACCAAAAGCCCACGUGUGUCCCAGAGGCCAAGACAGAAGGGCGAGAGGCGACCGUCUUCCAGUGCCCCCACUGUGUGCAGACCUUUCAGCGCCGCUCCAGCCUAAAGCGUCACCUGCGGAUCCAUGCCAAGGGCAAGGACCACAAGGGCUCUGAAGACUCAGGUAGUCAGAGCCAGAGCCGCGAGAAGAGGCCCUACGUUUGCAGCGACUGCGGCAAGGCCUUCCGGCGCAGUGAGCACCUGGUGACCCACCGGCGCGUGCACACGGGUGAGAAGCCUUUCUCAUGCCAGGUCUGCGGUCGCAGUUUCACCCAAAGUUCCCAGCUGGUCAGCCACCAGCAAGUGCACACAGGUGAGAAGCCCCACGCCUGCCCACAGUGCGGGAAGCGCUUUGUCCGACGUGCCGGCCUUGCCCGCCACCUGUUGACACACGGUGGCCCACGGCCCCACCGCUGUGCCCAGUGUGGCAAGAGCUUCAGCCAGACUCAGGAUCUGGCCCGCCAUCUGCGCAGCCACACGGGCGAGAAGCCCUGCCGCUGCAGCGAGUGUGGCGAGGGCUUUAGCCAGAAUGCCCACCUGGCGCGCCACCAGCGCAUCCACACUGGGGAGAAGCCCCAUGCCUGCGACACGUGCGGCCACCGCUUCCGUAAUAGCUCCAAUCUGGCCCGUCACCGCCGCAGCCACACUGGGGAGCGGCCCUACAGCUGCCCGACCUGUGGCCGCAGCUUCCGGCGCAAUGCCCAUCUGCAGCGCCACCUGGUCACACACACGGGAGUGGUGCAGGAGGUGGAAACCCCGCAGGAGUGCCCGGAGUGUGGUAAGAGCUUCAGCCGCAGCUGCAACCUGCUGCGACACCUGCUGGUGCACACGGGUGCCAGGCCUUACUCCUGCGUGCAGUGUGGUCGUGGCUUCAGCCGCAACUCCCACCUGCUGCGCCACCUGCGAACCCACGCCCGGGAGACGCUGUACUAGCAUCACCAAGGUUCCAGCAGCACUACUCGGGCACCUGUGGAUGGAUAGCACCCGAGGCCUUCCUCUACGUCCCCAUGACGCCCACUUCCUCCGACUCCUUAGUGUUUGUUCUCCCCGCCUGUGGCUUUUUUGUUGUUGUUGACCUGGGGAUUGAACCCAGAGGUGCUUUACCACUGAGCUACACCCCCAUCAGGAUCUAAGUUGCUGAGGCCAGCCUCCACCUCAGUCUCCCCAGCCAACAGGAUUACAGCAUGGCCCACCACACCUGGUCCCUCCUGUGGCUUCUUUUCCUGGCCUCAAAAGUGUAUUUCAUAUACACAAAGUAAAGCGGCCUUCUUGAAAGUGGUUCUCUUUUAUUUCUUUUUUCUAACCCCAUCCCUGCCCCACUAGGUCCAAUCCUUCUAUUUACAUCCACCAAACUGCCAUCUGUGACAGGCAGCUUGUUGGAAGGUCCAGGAAUCUCACCCUGGAACUUAUUCUCUUCCAGAGUUUACCCCCAAACCUGUGCUGUCCAAUACAGCAGUCCCAAGCCAUGUGUGGCAUCUCUAAAUUCAUCAUAAUAGAAUAAAGUGUUAAAUCCCA
Marmota flaviventris (yellow-bellied marmot) is the source of this 3095-nucleotide messenger RNA. RefSeq names its product zinc finger and SCAN domain containing 10 (gene Zscan10). The record is from RefSeq and is a predicted model, not a curated record. Gene Ontology annotation, cellular component: nucleus. NCBI's taxonomy places the organism in Eukaryota, Metazoa, Chordata, Mammalia, Rodentia, Sciuridae. Gene Ontology annotation, molecular function: sequence-specific DNA binding; DNA-binding transcription factor activity, RNA polymerase II-specific. Gene Ontology annotation, biological process: regulation of transcription by RNA polymerase II.